AAAUUUUUAGUGGUUCAUUGUACGCUGAUGAAGAUGAAGGCUUUUGGAUUCGCUUUAUUGUGUGUGUUCGCCGCAGUGCAGGGUCGCAGCACUGGUGCAGGCUCUCCGUCUACUCCCGCGCAAAUUAGUGACAACCCGUGGGUAGUACACUUGCGUGUCGCCACCACCGACGGUCAAGGUCUCCUCAGAACAUGCGUUGGCUCAAUCGUCGAUGUAUCCUGGGUCCUUACCUCGGCUAGCUGUCUUAGGAAUGCCCGCUUCAUCUGGGUCCGUUAUGGCGCUACUGAUGUGGUCCGUCCUGAAUUGGUGACAGAGAGCACCACAGUCCGCAUCAACCCCGACUACGACGAAGAAACCGGUGUUAACAAUGUAGCUCUUAUUAGCCUCAACCGAGUUUUGGAAUAUACUGAAAACAUCAGUUCCAUCGAUCUGGCCGAUAGUAGCACUGAAGCGCCUACCUCUGGCAAACUUUGCGGCUACGGCGCUGUUGAAGGCGUUCCCGGAGAAAAGCUGAACUGCUUCAACGUUGGUUUGGAUGCUAAUGAAGAUGGCAGCCUUAUUGGCAGCAGUGAAGACGGCGAAGCCACCGAGUUCGACUUGGGGGCUCCUCUCGUGAGUGACGACAGGCAAGUCGGCGUGCUCACCAGCGUCGCGGAAGGCAGUGCAGUAUUCCUGAACGUCGCUAAAUACAACGACUGGAUCUCUGAAGUUACCCGCCCGCAAUAACAUACUUCAGCUAUUAAAUACACGCGUUGACAGAAGUGCGUGUAAUGUAAUAUUAAGGAAUAAAUGAAAUAU
Messenger RNA from Vanessa atalanta (red admiral), 798 nucleotides. Its product is annotated as trypsin epsilon-like. Gene Ontology annotation, molecular function: serine-type endopeptidase activity. The transcript has 8 exons. NCBI's taxonomy places the organism in Eukaryota, Metazoa, Arthropoda, Insecta, Lepidoptera, Nymphalidae. The record is from RefSeq and is a predicted model, not a curated record. Gene Ontology annotation, biological process: proteolysis. Bases 28 to 726 code for a protein of 232 amino acids.